UUUAUUAUGUAUACCUACCGUAUCUUUCCAAUUCAAAAUUACAUAAAAAGUUUACAAAUUAUUUUCCGGUAUUAAUAUUUGUCAUUAAAAGCUUUGUUAUGGUGAUAAAUAUGUCCGCACUGAGUGCGUAGGUAUAUGACUCAAAGGUUCGAUUUAAUUAUAAUAUAGGUUAACUAUGUUUUUUGUAAAAUAAUUUGCAUUUUUAAAAUCCUAGAAGUUGUUUACUGGUCUACAUAUCUUUUAAAGACGUCUGAAGGCCGUUAUUUUUUUUCCUGAAUAUAACGCAUUACCGAUAUUUAUUAAAGAAAUGUAGAUAAUUUAUAGUAAUUGUAGGAAAAAACUGUAUGUAGUAGGUAAAAAUUAUAUUGGGAGUCUGUAACCUACAAAAAAUGAAUUUAAAAACGAUUGGUGUUUUCGUGUUUAUAGUUUUUGUUUUCAAUGUAAAAUGUUAUCAUUCUUCUGGAUUCGGGCGUUGUCCGAAGUACAUAGCUCUACGAAAUUUUAACGUGUCCAAGAUAGUGGGUACAUGGUACGAAAUUGAACGAACUUUUCACUUGAUGGAAUUAAUAACCAGUUGUGUAAGUCUAAACAUUUGGGAGAAUGAAAGAAAACAACUUCAAGUGACAGUAAGGACCAUAAGUAGAUGGUCCGGAAGUAUAAUAAUUAAUCGAGGAACUGCAAUACCCAACAAGAAAAUAAGGAGUAUAUUUUCAUACAAAGUAGACUCCACAUUACCUAACCUCUUGGCCAAAUACCUUCCGGGAACAGGAAUUUAUCAAUUUCUGGAAACUGAUUACGAAAACUUCGCUGUUAUAUGGACUUGCGCGGAUUUGGGGAUUUUUCACGUAGAUCAAAUUUGGACAUUCAGAAAAAAACCGUUCAGGAGUCGAAUAGUCAGCGUUGACCAUCUAUACAAUGUACGUCUUUCAUAGGUUCAUUUUUUGGUCAGCAAUCAACAAGCCGCUGUUGUCAUUUUUCAGUAUUUUGUCUCAUAUUGGUGUAUACUGCCUAAUUUCAUAUACUUAUCAUAGCGUUUACAUAACCGCAUGAACGUUAGUCUUAUUCUCUUAUUUAAAAAAAAUUAGGAAGAUUUCGCGUUAAGUCGAUUUGUUUUAACCAUUAGAUAGGUAUCAGCGCAAAACAAUAAUUUAAAAGAAAAACUACAUAGAUUU
Messenger RNA from Agrilus planipennis (emerald ash borer), 1172 nucleotides. Its product is annotated as apolipoprotein D-like. The coding region runs from base 390 to 932 and encodes 180 amino acids. The record is from RefSeq and is a predicted model, not a curated record. Lineage: Eukaryota; Metazoa; Arthropoda; Insecta; Coleoptera; Buprestidae. The transcript has 4 exons.